AGAAAAAUAGAGUUCAGUGAAGAGAAUUUUCUUUUCGAUGAAAUUAUUUACUUAAACUUGAUAUGUGUAUCUUAAAACAGUAUUUAAAAGAACUACUUCUACGAUGUACGCUCAACGUGCAAUUUAGAUUUAAUGAUGAAUUCUAAAGACAAAAAGAUGGAGUUUCAAUGGGUUCUCCAUUGGAUUCUCUCUUGGCUGAUUGUUUCAUGACCAAUCUGGAAAAUUCUCUACUUCUUCAGAUAAUUGAGAGAUUUCAUUUAUAUAAGAGAUAUAUGGAUGAUACUUUUAUUAUUUGUGAAGAAGACAUGGACCUAAACGAAAUUUUGAAUAGUUUCAAUAAUUGUCACCCCUCAAUUCAAUUUACCUUAGAAGCAGAGGCAAACAAUGAAUUUCAUUUUCUUGAUGUCCGAUUGAAAAGAAUGCCAAACGGUUUCCUACAAAUAUCUAUAUAUAGAAAACCUAAUUGGAAUGGACAAUACACGAAUUUCCAUAGUAGAGUCCCAUUGAGUAGAAAGAGGAAUUUAAUUCACUCUUUAUCCUCUACGAUUAAACGAGUCUGUUCCACUGACACAAUAGAUGGGGAACUAUCUCAUCUUCGACAAACUCUCAUCAGAAACGGUUAUCCACCUAGAUUCGUCUAUAGCAACUUAAUACCAAGACUUCACCAUGAAAAACCAUCGACAUUACAGAAGAAAACCCUGUUUAUGAAUAUGGAAUUUAAAGGAGACACGGCUGCUGAAAUCUUAAACAAACGGCUUUCAAAAUAAUUGAAUAAAACUUUCUACACAUCCAAGCUCCGCAUUGUUUUCUCAAGCUGUCCAACCAUUCCUGAAUGUGUUAAAGAUAAACUUCCGCAUUGGGCCACACCUAUGUUUAUUUAUAAAUUUACGUGCUCAUGUGGGGCUCGCUAUAUAGGCCGUACAAUGCGAUCACUUUCCAAACGCAUCUCAGAACACUAUCCGGCUUGGCUUUUAAAAGGAGAAUUUAAGACAAUCACUAGUUCUAUACACCAGCAUUCCAAUUAAUUGUGGACAAAUCGCUCCGAAAGAUUAUUCUUUUAAUCUACUGAGUCAAAGGACCUGGAUCGAAGGGGUGUCGAAUCAAUAUUCUAUACACUGCUGAAGCAUCGGCAAUCCACGAACUCAAACCAGAACUUUGCGUGCAGAAACGAUUCGUCCAACCUCUCAUCCCUCCUUGGCCCUAAUUCCCUUAAAGGAUAUGUUUCUGGUUGUUUUCACUUGCAUGUUUUUCUGCACUUUUUUAAAAUUAUACUCUCCAUUGUUCAUGACGUUCAUUUUAAGAAGCUUUAAUAGAUUGGACUUCACUCUGGAUUCCAAUUUUCUAACAUUAAUAUUAGAUGAAGCGUCCUGCAAG
This is a messenger RNA of Schistosoma guineensis, 1374 nucleotides long. NCBI's taxonomy places the organism in Eukaryota, Metazoa, Platyhelminthes, Trematoda, Strigeidida, Schistosomatidae. The record is from the annotation of a GenBank genome assembly.